Molecule: messenger RNA, 1474 nt
Organism: Hypoxylon trugodes
Lineage: Eukaryota; Fungi; Ascomycota; Sordariomycetes; Xylariales; Hypoxylaceae
Product: amino acid/polyamine transporter I
Exons: 2
Coding region: 1-1344 (447 amino acids)
Biological process (GO): transmembrane transport
Cellular component (GO): membrane
Molecular function (GO): transmembrane transporter activity
Source: RefSeq, a predicted model, not a curated record
AUGGAUUUUGAAGGGUCUCAGGACAAGGAAACUACUAUGGGAGCAGCCCCUCUGUCCCCUAAGACUACGAAACAGGAAGGCCAUAUUAUUGAGGCAUCAAACCUCGAUAAGAAUCGUUUUAGUAUUUGGAGUACAAUUGGUAUUCAGUUCGCAGUCGCCGCCGCUCCCGUAGCUGUCACUGGCUACUCUUCCCUUAUCCCCGGGGCUGGAGGCAGUACCUACUUCUUUUGGGGCUACAUCGUCGCUAUUGCAGGCCAGCUCAUAAUAGCCCUAUCGCUAGCAGAACUAGCUAGCGCCCUCCCGCAUGCCUCAGGUCAGAUAUACUGGGCUUUUGCCCUUGCGCCACCUCGCAUGUCUCGUUUCCUGAGCUAUUUUAAUGGAACCUGGACCGUCUUCGGCUGGAUAUUUGCUACAGCAGCAUCGGCCAUAUUUGCCGCAGACUUCAUCAUAGCAUUCGCCAUGAUAGUAUCUCCCGACUAUAUACCGCAUUCCUGGCAUGUGUAUAUACUAGCGGUUGCUGUGAUCUGUAUUGGGUUUAUACUCAACACGGCCCUCAUUGCAAUAUUUCCAUUCAUUACAAGUUUUAUGAUCAUCUUCCUUUUCACUGCCCUCUUGGUCAAGACUGCCGCGAAAGCCUCAGCACAGACGACUUUUGUGGACGUCAUCAACGAAACGGGUUGGGAUUCCGACGGAGUCGUCUUCCUUAUCUCACUGAUACCCGGCCUGUUAACUAUUUCUCUAUUUGACACCGCCAUUCACCUUGCCGAAGAGAUGCCGGAUCCAGCUAGACAGGUUCCCAUUGUCAUGCUUGGUAAUGUCUUGCUCUCAGCUGUAGGGGGGCUGACGAUGGUAGUUGCCUUAAUAUUCUGUACGACUCAUCCCGAAAACUUACUCGAGCCGCUAGGUGGACAGGCUAUACUUCAAAUUUGCUGGGAUGCAUGGCCCUCACUCGGAUUCUGCAUCGCCACGUCCGUGCUAUUCGUGGCAAAUUACAUGAAUGGGAUGACGACAAUUGUUACGGCCUCCAGUCGGGUUCCCUGGACGUUCGCAAGGGCCGGCGGUCUUCCGUUCAAGGGCUGGCUGUCGCACGUCGAUCAUCGGCUACAUGUGCCUCUAAAUGCAGUGCUCACCGUAUGCAUUGUUACGGCAGUUGUCGACCUUCUGGAAUUUGGACCUUCUACGGUCCUAAAUGGCUUAUUUGGCGCAGCAGGUAUCUGCUUCGCAAUGUCAUACGCUAUGCCCAUUGCGCUCCUGCUCAUCCGGGGUCGCGGGGGUCUCUCCAAUAGGCGUUAUCUCAAUUUAGGGGGUUUUGGUGUACCCCUAAAUUUUAUUGCUCUAGGCUAGACUGCUUUGAUUUGCGUCGUCCUCUGUAUGCCCACCACGAUGCCUGUCAAGACAGAUACGUUAAACCUCGCACCAGCAGUAUGGGCGGUGGUAACGGUCCUGUCAUUGCUGAAUUGGACUUUGGUUAAGG